Messenger RNA from Pectinophora gossypiella (pink bollworm), 3458 nucleotides. RefSeq names its product zinc transporter foi (gene foi). Gene Ontology annotation, cellular component: membrane. Bases 288 to 2405 code for a protein of 705 amino acids. Gene Ontology annotation, molecular function: zinc ion transmembrane transporter activity. Gene Ontology annotation, biological process: intracellular zinc ion homeostasis; zinc ion import across plasma membrane. The record is from RefSeq and is a predicted model, not a curated record. The transcript has 7 exons. NCBI's taxonomy places the organism in Eukaryota, Metazoa, Arthropoda, Insecta, Lepidoptera, Gelechiidae.
UCCAAGUUUAAACUCUCGAGAAUAAACUGACGUCACGCCUUCGGUAUUCAAAUUAAAUUUUACUUUUAAAUUGUUUUUUAAAUUAAUUAAAAUUGGAAUUUGUAGGUUGUAGAAAUUGUAAUAAAGAAUUAUAUAUUUUUUUAAUAAAUAGAAGCAGUGUUCUUAUUUUAAAGUGAAAACUUCAAAGGUGUUUUAUGGUGACAGGUUUACACAUAGUACAAGCAUCUGCUAGCAACCGAUGGACUAAUACCUUAACUAUAAGCAACUAAUUAGAAAAUAAGUUCAAAAUGUCUCACCAUAUACUUAAGGUAUGCAUGUUCUGCCUCUUAUGCGCCGCUCACACAUGCGGCUCUCACGUCGACAAAACUGAAGGCCUAUCGUCUUUCGAGCCCAAAAUCUUAGAACUCGAAAACGCCGCUUUACUAGACGAGAAAAGAAGAGAAGAGUCGAGAAUCAGAUACAAUCAGAAACUCCAGAAAAUUAGACAUAGAGAUAGAUCGAAGAGGGAAGCGAAAAAUGUGGACCCUACCUCCUUCGUGGAGAGGAUUUUCACCCUAUACGGUGAUCCGGAAAGUAAAACCAUGAAUUUGACUGGGUUUAAUAAUAUGCUCGAGGGCUUAAACCUACACAAGUUAAUAGAAGGUGGUAAAGAGGAAAAGACUGAUCGCAGAAGUGGUGUGUACGGUCUAACAACGCAAGAAGAUGCUGUCAAUUGCGUAAACAGCGAGGAACUAAUAACAAGGGUGAAUGCGAAAUUAAAACCGCACAAUGUCAACCACGAGCAUGACCACGAACACAAACACGAAUUGGUAGAAGACAACAGAACAGAUCAGGUCAUAACAAAAGAUACGUUACAGGCCCUCUGUCCCAUUCUAUUGUACCAGCAACUUGCCAACAACUCCUUAGAGCAACUUGGUUGCGUGAAAGAGACGAUGCUAUACGAAAGAGUGUCUGCCUUGGAGAACAACGCGUCACAACACGCCAGAACGCAUUUGAGCGAGCGAAAUGGAACGCAGCAUCAAUCGAACAAGAGCAUGUUCCACGUUUGGUUAUAUUCUUCUUUGAGUAUAACAGCUAUUAGUGCCUGUGGUCUUCUAGGUGUUGCUGUGAUACCAAUUAUGCAUAAAACCUAUUACAACCACUUAUUACAGUUCUUAGUAGCCUUAGCUGUAGGCACGCUAUGUGGAGAUGCCUUGUUACACCUCAUGCCUCACGCGAUGAGCCCUAUGGAGGACCACGAACACUCCCACGGGCACGAGACAGCCGUAGACUUGAGAGCGUCUCAUGACGAUGGGAUGUGGAAGGGAUUAGCAGCCAUGUUAGGAGUAGUCUUCUUCUACUUCACCGAAAAGGGCUUGACGGUUGUCGUUGAGUGGAGGAAGCGCAGGCAAAAGCUUGAGGAGGACAAACUACCUACGCGCGUCAGGGUUCUGAAGGACGAGACUGUAGGUGGCUGCUCGGGUGGUGCCAAAGCGCCCAUAACAAAUUCCUCUUCGAAUUCCCUCAUGAAAAUCUUCAAGAGGGACGAGAAGGGCGACCCGACAACGAAGACUUGCAAACACAAAUACUCAGAAUAUCCUUACUGUUACGACGAGAUUGACACAGAUACUCACGAUGACCACCAUUUGAGGGACGGACAGCUUCCCCCAAGCCCAAAAUCCAAGAACCACAACAACUCUGUCAGCGUAGUGUCUUCAAAUGCGUUGAAUCCAGAUGGUAAAGAGGAGCCAACUGCGAAAGACUGGCUGCUCAAAGGUGAGACCACGCCAGCUGUGGUGGAAAUGAACAACAUAAAACACAAGCACGAAGACGGCACGAAGGAUUUGAAGGAUGGGGACAGUUAUACUGUUAUUUUGAGGGAGCACUCUCGCGCCCACCACGGCCACUCGCACGCCCACGGGCACGUGCACGCGCCGCCCUCGUCCAUCGCCUCCGUGGCCUGGAUGGUCAUCAUGGGCGAUGGCUUGCACAACUUCACUGAUGGAAUGGCCAUUGGAGCGGCGUUCGCUUCAAACAUAGCUGGUGGAUUCUCCACAGCCAUCGCUGUGCUGUGUCAUGAACUGCCACAUGAACUUGGUGAUUUCGCGGUGCUGUUGAAGGCGGGUAUGUCGGUGCGGCGCGCCGUGUGCUACAACGUGCUAUCGUCGGCGCUGUGCCUGGCCGGCAUGGUCUGCGGCGUGCUGGCCGGCCACGCGCCUUCCGCCACGCGCUGGCUGUUCGCCGCCGCCGCCGGGAUGUUCCUCUACAUAGCACUCGUCGACAUGAUGCCCGAACUGAGCACGUCGCAUAGCAAAGAAGGCACCCUCUGCCAGUGCAUACUCCAACUGAUGGGCCUAGCCACUGGCAUCGGGAUAAUGUUGGUCAUAGCCCUAUACGAGCACGACCUGAAGAACUUAUUCGGAUAAAGUGUAUAAAUACCCGCCAAAGUGAAUAAAUACCGUGCAAAGUGAAUAAAAUACCGUGCAAAGUGAAUCAAAAACCAUGCAAAGUGAAUAAAACAGCGUGCAAAGUGAAUAAUACCGGCUAAAGUGAAGGUACAAAUACGGUUUAAACUGACAUGGAUUUAUGCAAAGUGUCAAUAGUAUCAUUUAAUUAUUAUAAGUACCACUUAAUAGUUGUAAAAUAGUGUUAAUAAUGACCAAAAUACGAGGAAACGACACAUGCAAUCUUCAAUUAUUACUUUUAAAGUAAUAAAAUACUUUGAUAAAGUGAAUAUUAGGUCGAAAGUGAUAAAAGUACCGAGUAAUGUAUCAAGGCCCUGAUACCUGCAGACACCUCCUAAUUUUAUUUUAAGUUAUACCCGUCAUGUUCUUAUCCGCCGAAAAGGAAAGGGAUGGAUUGACAGAUGUUAAUUUUAAAACGAAAGAGUGAAUGAAUGAAUAACCCGGGCGAACGAAAUAGCCAUCUCGCUAGUAAUCAAACAGUUUGAAGUGUGCUGUCAACUUAAUUCUGUCGGUCUAAUGCCGACGUAUAAUUUUGAGACGGUUGUUUUUUAUGCCUGUCGAUUGCCCGUCCCUUUCCUUUUCGGCGAAUAAGAAUAUGACAGGUAUAACUUAAAAUAAAAUUAGAUGGUGUUUACAGGAAUUAGGACCAUUAAUGCACUGAUUUUAUGAACUCGAAUAACGAAAUUUUCUAUGUACUUACAAAGUGGUCAAUUUCUCGAAUAGUACCUAAAGUGUCCAGUGCUUUUAAAGUAUUUUCAAUGUGAAAGUGGGAGAACUGUACUUUCGUAUGUCCUUAAAAUGUGCGUGAUAAUGUAACUUAAUACUUAAAAUUUAACGUACUUACGGAUAAGUAAAAUUAGUGUAAUUAAUUAAUUUACUUCCCCCAAUUAUCUGGGGCUAAGAUUAAUGAAAAAAAAAUGCAAAAAUCAUCCUGCUAGGGGUACAAAAAUACUGUUUUUUUUUUCUUUUGGAAAAAUCCAAAAUUUUUAAUUUUAAGUUGUUGCACUUGUUGCU